ACAUUAAUCAAUCUUGAAUCAGGGGAGAAGCAUAAAGAUUUGAGGAUUAAACCUUCUCUAAUGAAUAAUCUACUAGGUCUCCUCCGUAUUCGCAUCAAACGCGGUGUCAACCUCGCAGUCCGUGAUCUCCACAGUAGUGAUCCUUACGUCGUCGUCAAAAUGGGAAAACAGAAAUUGAAGACUCGAGUUAUUUACCAUAAUGUAAAUCCUGAGUGGAAUGAAGAUUUGACUCUCUCAGUUACCGACCCCAAUCUUACUGUCCUCUUGACGGUGUAUGAUCACGACACGUUCACCAAAGACGACAAGAUGGGAGAUGCAGAAUUCAUGAUUAAGCCGUUCGUUAAUGCAGUGAAGAUGCAAUUACAUGAUCUCCCAUCUGGGACCAUUGUGACCACGGUCCAGCCGAGCCGAGACAAUUGCCUUGCCGAGGAGUCUCGGGUUAUAUGGUCUGACGGUAAGCUCAUUCAAGAUUUGGUCCUUAGACUAAGACAUGUCGAGUGCGGUGAGAUUGAGGCUCAGCUUCAAUGGAUUGAUCUUCCUGGCUCUAAGGGUCUAUGAUUUAGGGGACUUUAAACCUGAAUCUGAAA
This is a messenger RNA of Camelina sativa (false flax), 587 nucleotides long. RefSeq names its product protein C2-DOMAIN ABA-RELATED 5. Lineage: Eukaryota; Viridiplantae; Streptophyta; Magnoliopsida; Brassicales; Brassicaceae. The record is from RefSeq and is a predicted model, not a curated record.